This is a messenger RNA of Sclerotinia borealis F-4128, 489 nucleotides long. Lineage: Eukaryota; Fungi; Ascomycota; Leotiomycetes; Helotiales; Sclerotiniaceae. The record is from the annotation of a GenBank genome assembly.
AUGUCUCAACGUCUAUUCUCCGCCCUGAGAAAAGGAUCUCCCGCCCGACACUUCCUCAAAGACUUCUCCUACUGGGGCAUCGUCAUUGCAUCAUGGGUGCCCGCCGUCAUAUUCUUCAACGACCAUGUAGCCGAACUGCACACCAUCAACGGUGCUUCCAUGUAUCCAUUUUUGAAUACUGGAUCUCCCUAUAACCCAAACACCCUAGCAGUAAAACGCAUCAUAGCACUCGAAGGCGAUCGCGUCUACACACAUGCCCCAUAUCCCUACCCGAUAUCGGAUAUUCCGGCAGGACAUGUAUGGGUUGAGGGCGACAAUACGGGCGCGAUGAAAUCGCUGGAUAGUAAUCAUUAUGGGCCCAUAGCAGUGAAUCUGAUAACGGGGAAACCGACCUAUAUUUUGUGGCCGUGGAGUAGUGUGGGUGCUAUUAAGUGGGAGAGGUGGAAGGGAAGGACGAGGGUUGUGAGGGGGUGGAAUGGUGGGGGCUGA